AUGGAUGAGAUUGCUCAGCUCUCUGAGGAGCUGACCUGUCAGCAGGUCAUGCUCAAGUCUCUCGAGGACCCCUGCUUUGACGACGUCGAGGAGGAGCGUGAAGAGAUGAGGGCUGAGAUCGCCCGCCUACAGAGGCUCAUCGACAAGGUGAAACGAGGCAAACCACCGAUAGAGGACGAGUACAGCAGCAGCGAAGACACAGCCGUCACAUGCUACCGAUGCCGCAGCUCCGAGUACGUGAAAACCAGGCAGCUGCGCAAGUCACACUCCCUACAUCUGCACGAGCUCCGCCCUGUCUUUGAGGGCUCCCCCUGUGGUGUCUUCGUUGCCCAACCUUGA
Molecule: messenger RNA, 339 nt
Organism: Geosmithia morbida
Lineage: Eukaryota; Fungi; Ascomycota; Sordariomycetes; Hypocreales; Bionectriaceae
Exons: 2
Coding region: 1-339 (112 amino acids)
Source: RefSeq, a predicted model, not a curated record